This is a messenger RNA of Drosophila willistoni, 6153 nucleotides long. Its product is annotated as serine-rich adhesin for platelets. Bases 78 to 5669 code for a protein of 1863 amino acids. NCBI's taxonomy places the organism in Eukaryota, Metazoa, Arthropoda, Insecta, Diptera, Drosophilidae. The record is from RefSeq and is a predicted model, not a curated record. The transcript is spliced from 7 exons.
AAAAGUCCAACUAAAGCUAAACUAGGAAUAAACAAAAACAACUCUAGCAACAGCAAGCAACAAAACGCUUAGCAACAAUGUUGCACAACAAUCAAGUGGCAGCAGCAACAACAACAACAGCAGCAGCAACGGCCUAUGGAACAGAGCCAACAAAUGCAGCAACAGCAACAAAUGCCACAAAUAACGCUGCAACGCACUUUGCAACAACAACAGCGGAAACAAAUGAAACAGUUGUUGCCAUUGUUCCUGAACUGUCAGCUGUUGUCGAAGAAGAAGCAGCAACAACAACAACAGCUGAUGUCCCCGCUCCACCACCACCAACAGCAACAUCAUCAUCCCCAGCCGCAGCCGCCGCCGCCGCGGAUGAAAAUUCAACCUCCUCAUUCGCCAUUCAGAUGCGCGCACAGCAAAGACAGAAAAUUAAGAGCUAUCACGAUGCCAAACAAACGGCCGUAUGGCGCACCGAUUCACUUGCCUCCAAUCCAAAUUCAACCAUGAUGUCGACAAUAUGUCCAUCUGAUCCAGGAUCAACAACCAGACAGCCAGUUCCAGCCGUUGCAUUAGCUUAUCCCAUGAAAGGCAUCAUCGUUUCAUCAUCAUCGAGUCUUAUGCAACGCAAAUCUUCAGAUAGCUCGCUAACAGCUUCCAUACCUCGUCGUGUGUCAUUUCCGGAAAAUGAAUUGGUUACCGGUUAUCUAGAGCCGGCCAAUCCAUGGAAACAAAUCUGCCAAGCUAAAAGCAUAAAAGAGAUCGAGGAUCAAUAUGUACAAUCCUGCCGAAAGCAUCAUACGGAGCCUUUGAAGAACGUAAUGGAGAACCUAAAGUUUCUGGAUUUGCAUCAAACGCGACAAAAUCUACUAUCGCUUAAGGGAGUUCAACUGACGCCCAAUGACUGUGAGGCCAUCGAGGAGUUGUUUAAGACGUUGCAAUACAAGGCCAUUGAUCUCUCUGAAUGCCCCUUGGAUGAGAGCUGCCUGAGUGCACUGUGUCAGAUAAUUGAAUACUAUGAGGCUGCCAAUGAGUUGGAUAUUUCGUAUAAUAGAGAAGCCAUGACCAAACGCAGUUGGGAUUCAUGCGCCUAUAUGGUGGAACGUAGCCAACAGUUGCAAUUGCUCAAUGCCGAAGGCAAUCCCAUCACAAUGCAGGGGGCCGAACAUCUUGGUAGAGCUUUGCGUUCCUCGUAUUUGCAUACCCUUAAGCUGGAGCAUUGUGGUCUUAGGGGGACGCCAUUGGUAAAACUAUGCACUGGAUUGUAUCACAAUAAAAUGCUCAAAGAACUGUGGAUGGGCUACAACGAUCUAGAUUGUGUGGAUGCCCAGCAUAUAGCCGAUACAUUGAGAUUUAAUCAUAGCAUUGAGCUAAUUGAUAUAAGCAAUAACAAUAUCAGAGAUGAGGGGGCUCAAUAUCUGGUGCAGGCUUUAAUAUUGCAAUCAGCAGAACUUGAACGUCGAUUGGGUGCUUUGAGGCGAGCUCGAGCCAUUGAGGUGGAUGAUGGAUGUGGUUCACCGACAAAAGAGGCGGAGGCAGCGUCUCCCUUAAAUGCCGCCACACUGAGUCCAAUUCCGUCGGUGCCAGAGCAAGACAGUCCUCCAAAAGCUGAGAUAAACAAAGAGGCCAUCACCGAAAUUGUUGUUCUUACACCUCAAAGUUGUCCCACGAAGGAGCAGGAGACAUUAUUGUUGCCUACGACUACUAAUACAAUUCCCACUCCCACUAAUUCUCCUGGGGGUGUCCUCACCGAUUUAGAUACCGAUUCCAAUGAUCCCGAUGAUGAUAAUACUGAGGAUACCGUACGCACUGUUAAAAAUUCCACACAAAAUUCCAGCGGUGGUCAAUCCAUGCUGGACAAACUGCUCUCAAUGAAUAGCGAUAGCAGUGGCAGUGAUGAAGCCCAUUCAAACAUAUCCACCGAUACUCUGGCUGCUUGCUGCUCCGAGGAUAUUAGCGAGAUUAGCAAUGAAAUUUUCCCAUCCGAAGUGAAAGACCUAUCCAUAGCAACAACAACAACAACAACAAGCACAGCAUCAGCAUCAUCAACAACAGCAACAACAACAACAGAAACAUCAACAGAAAGUGGGGCAAUAAUCAACUCCAAUUCCAGUUCAGAAUCAACAGCACCACCACCAGAGGAAACUGAGCCGACGAUAGUUGUGGCAGAUGUGAUGGCUUCCCAAGCCGAAGAUAGCCCAAACCUGGAGAAGCUGUCUCCAAAUAACCAAAAACAACAGCAAAGUUCCCAAAUCGAACGCAACUUAUGUGAUAUUACUCCCUCAACAGAGGCUAAACCCGUUGAACCCAAUGAAACCUGUGUACAGAAUAACAACCACAACAGCAGCAGCAACAACAACAACGCCAAUAACAAUUACAAUAAUAAUACAAUUCAAAUAGAUGCAGCUGGUAUUCCAGCGCCUGAAGAAAGUCCCAGUGGAUGCUCCAAUUCAUCACCCAUUUACGAGGUGACAGCCGAGGAGAGCGAUUGCAUCAAUGGUGCGGCCAGUAAUGGAGUAGUUUCAGGUGCAUCGUCGCGUCCCUUAGAUGUAAAUAAGAAUGCCAAUGUGGCUGGGGAUGAUUUCGAAGACACACACAGUACGGAUUCGGCUUUCGAGAGUGCUUCCGAAGGUGAUAUUAGCAGGCAUUUGCCCGAUGAAUUUAGUCGUCUGUCGGUAUUGCUGGAGAGCACCAGACUCGAUGGCCAAGGAGAUGAUAUGGCCAAGGAGAUGACCAUUGAGACAGCUACCAUAGCAUCAGAGUCCACCGAGUGUUUACUGGUGGCCCAGGAGGCAGCAGUAACACCAUCCUCCACACCUACGCCCAAGGAGGACGCAACAUUCCUGGCCCCCAAAGUGACCAUAGCGGAGGAAUGUCUGAUCAAAGAGAAGGAUGAGAGCAGUCCUAGUCCACGUCCGAGUCCAACGCUCACACCGCCGCCACCAUCCACAUCGCCGGGAGGUGCUGGCAUUGGCCUCAGACGCACUGAAUCCAGUUGUGCCUACCUAAAUCAAUCCACACGCAAUCGUUCCCAGAGCUCAGACAGCCUGUCCAGUGAUACUUCACUUGAUGGCAUUGCCAACAGUGGCAUUGCCGAGAAAUUGACCAAAAAUGAUACGCUCUCCCGCCGCCAACUGGCCGAUGCCAAUCUUGAGGCAGCACAACGUUCGCCCAGUGGCCUGAAGGCUCUCACUCUGUGGAACAAUAACCUAACCAAAAACUGUGCCGCCAACAUAGCCGAAUUGCUGGAGACGACCACCUCGUUGGAGCUGCUAAAUAUAGGCAAAAAUUGUCUAUCCAAUGACUUUGUCUCGAUCAUUAAGGAUAGUCUGACCAAAAAUCAAACGCUUACCACUUUGGGUCUCCAAAGUGCCCAUCUUAGUGCCAAGGGCAUUGAGAUAUUAUCCUCCAUUCUGACAUUCGGUGGCAAUAGCAAGCUCCAGCGCAUCGAUAUCAGGGACAAUAAAUUGGAGGUGGAGAGUCUGAACAUUAUUGCCGAUGUGCUCAAAUCGAAUAAGACGCUAACUCAGAUCGAUAUCAAUGAUGAGCCCAAGCGUCUAACGUUACCGAUAGUGCCGAUAGUAAAUGUAAUACCGCCAACACCAUUGCCCCAGGAGAGCAUUGGCAGCGAUGCCCAUUUGGAUUACACACGAGUACUCGGCACUGUGCGCUCACUGUGCUCGCGAAAUGAGAAAAUGCAAGCCCAGGAGCUGGCGGAGAAGACGACGGCGAACGUGGGCAGCUUGAGGAACAAUCGUUGUCGCGGUGGUUACUACUUGGGAUCGCGGAAGAUAUCGCUGACCUGCCACAGCCGGCCGCUGGUUGAUGCGCGAACGGGAACAGUGACCGCAACUGCAGCAGUAACCACCGCCAAUCAACUGGAGGUGAAGCGUAAAGCGACGGCACAAACAGCGACAAGUUCACGCCUCCGCUCACCGGGUCCCAGUCCGCCCACGAUAUCGCCGUCAUCCUCGCCCAAUCGCAGCCGAUUUCAUGUGUCGCGUGUAACAGAAGUGGGUUUGCCUGGUAGUUCUUUAGCGCAGUUGCCGCCGGCCAGCAGUUGCAUGUCCAUACCCACCAUUAGUUCACCAGGAAGCGUUGGAGGAGCAGACAGUGCUGGUGCGUUACCGACAUCAAGUUCUCUGCCAGCCAUGGCAUCCGUUUCCUCAUCCACACAGACCAUCAAACGUCUCUCAGUGUCACCGCGUUCGCGUUUCCAUGUCUCUCGCAUCUAUGAGGAUCCCAAGGUUCCAGUGGGCAGUCGACAAUUGCCUCCCAUAACGCCACAUACACCUCCCUUGGAUUUGCCACCCACGCCCAUGCUGAAGUCAGCUCGCAAAGCCAUUCAAGCGUCUCAGAACGAGAUAGAGGCAUCGAAACCUCUGACCACCACCACACAUGGCACCACCAAUACAACCACCAGCAGUGUGGUGAUUAUAGAGCCACCUCUUGAUGACGCACAACCGAUUAAUAGUACAAAUGUCCAGGAGGAGUCAGAGUCCGCUGCAGGUGUUGCAAAACUAUCACCGACUACGACCAACUCAUCCAGUUCGAGUUCCACGUCACCCAUUACCAGCAGCGAUAUAACCGACUCUUCAUCUGCAUCCUCGUUCACCUCAUCAUCUUCGCCCUCCUACACCGCCUCCAAGCCAUGUCCUUUGGCGGUCUUUGGUGACAAUGACAUUACCCUGACCAAAGAAUCAGCUGCUGUGGUGGCUCUCUCCAUUAAUCCGGAGCUAGUCGCAGCCCAACCACCACCCCCACCACCAGCAUCAGUAACGCUCGAGCAGCAGCCAGCCCGUGCGAGGAAAACCUCAUGGAUAGCAAAUCCUUCAGCUGUGGACAAAUUGCUAACACUAUUCAAUACGGGAACAAUAUUUCAGCGCAGCUCCUCGCCAGAGUCAAAGGUCAACAGUCAGGCUCAAACAGCAGCUGCAGCUCAACCACCUCCACCGUUAACAGCCACAAAUAACGCACAGAAUACCAAUAACACAAUUGCUGGAAGCGGCGGCCUUGAAAAUCAAGGACAAAACCAAAAUUCUUCAAUAUCGGUGACACGUAAAACCACACCACCCUCAAUAUGGAGUUGCAAUACGAAUUCAGCAUUAAAUCAAGGAGAAACGGGAUCCAAUGCGGCAAGCACCUCAUUCCUGGAGUCAGCCUCGCGGCAUGUUCGGGAUUUUGGGAAACAAGUCUUUCGCCAGAAUCUGUCGUUCAAUAAUAGUUGCGAUUUAGCUGCUGCCGCAAACUCAAACACUGAUGGCAAUACAUUGUCAUCGGUGGCACCAGGCGGCACAACUUCAUCGUCAUCAUUAUCGUCGACAAGCGCUGAGAUGCCAACAUCGCCGGCGUUGUCACAGGAAUGUAACACAGUGCAUAUGCCAUCUAGUCUAAAGCGAGAGCUCAAAGAGAAUAUUUCCCCGGAGCAUACAAUUAAUGAGGAGACAUUGCAUACCCUGCAGAAAUUCUCACGUAUGGAGGAUGUGACGGUGGCAGCGGCAACUACAGCAGCAGCGGCAGCAGCAGAAGAUGCCGCUGAAUUGGGCGACAUUGAGAUUGUUAUGCAUAGCGAAGUGGUCGAUUGUCUGCCAGUGGCCGAGCAACAGCAACCACAACAACAACAGCAGCAGCAGCAACAACAACAACCAGAAGAUUUGGCAGCGCCACAAACUACGGUUUAAGAUGUAUUUCCUGUUGCUUGCUGCCAGGACAAAAAGGACCACAAAUGUGACGUGUGCAAUUGACAAUGCUGUGCUCGAGCUAACCUAACAAUCGAUAGUUUCAAAAACCGUUUGAUAUAUCCAAAUUGCGUUAAAUUAAUCUAUAUUUUGAUUAACUCAUUUAUUUAUUUAUAUUUUUUUCAACACACUCGAACAUUUUUGAUAUAAAUUCUUUUACAAUCGCAACAAAAUUGCAUGAUGUAAAAGAAAUUACGUACGGAAUUUAAAGUCUUACAGUUCGAUAGAAAACUAGAAAUGUUUGCAGAAGAAAUUCAUCUUUUUAGACGUCUCAGCAAACAUUUCAAUUUAUCGAAAUGCAAUUCAUUUGAUUUACCUAUCAAAGCAAACACGGAUAAUGUUUGAAAAGAAAAAUACGAACAAUUAUAUAAAUUAUUUUCAAGUAAUUUGAACAAAUUUUCGAUUUGAUUAAAUCAAUUAAAAAUUA